Messenger RNA from Menidia menidia (Atlantic silverside), 633 nucleotides. The record is from the annotation of a GenBank genome assembly. NCBI's taxonomy places the organism in Eukaryota, Metazoa, Chordata, Actinopteri, Atheriniformes, Atherinopsidae.
AUGGCUCUCCUUCACUGGCUCCUGGGCGCCGGGAUGCUGUCCCUGCUGCUGCCCGCCGUGAGCGGCUCUUUUUUCCGGGGACCGCUACACCCGGAGAUGUCCAACGGCACCUUCCACCACUACUUCGUGCCGGACGGCGACUACGAGGAGAACGACGACCCGGAGAAGUGCCAGAUGCUUUUCAAAAUGACCGACGAGCGAAAGUGCAGCCUGGACGAGGACCAGGACUCCGUCAUCCGGGACGACUUCACCAUCGUGAAGCGGCAGAUCGAGGACUCGGCCCGGGUCCUGGAGGGGGUGGGGAAGAGCAUCUCCUACGACCUGGACGGGGAGGAGAGCUACGGGAGGUACCUCCGCAGGGAGACGGCCCAGAUCAACGAGGCCUUCACCAACUCGGAGAAGUCCCUCCUGGAGCUGGAGGUGAAGUUCAAGCAGAGCCAGGAGAGCGAGCUGAAGGAGGAGCACCGGCUGGGGGACGACUUCCUCAACAUGAUGGUGCACACCCGGGACGUCCUGAAGGAGACGGUGGACAUCUCCCUGGGCCUUAAGGACAAGCACGAGCUGCUGACCCUCAUCAUCCGCAGCCACGGCUCCAGACUCAGCCGGCUGAGGAACGAGUACAUGAAGUUUUGA